UUGAUGCUCUGAAUCCUUCAUAUUCCUUUUAUUUGGUUAAUGGUGUUUUUUCACUCUGAAACUGUGGUGCUUAUGGGCUUAAUGAAAAUUUGAAUCAGAACAGAAUGAACAACAUCAGACAUGCAGUGAAAGUAAAAGUGAGGAGGUCUAUUUUAAAUGUUGUUUGCACUGCAGAAUGUUUCAAGAUGAUGUGAAGGAUAAAAAUAGUGUAGUAGAGUCAGAGGGGUGGAUAUGCAGCCUGUUUACAACAGCCAAGACAGAAAAACAUAUGAGCUCAAUAUAUUAUAUCACUGAAUAGCUCAAAUAAAGUAAACAGUUCAGUAAAUAUGGUACAGCAGCUUCUCACCUGUAGCAUGUUAGUCCUGUUUCUUUUCAAUAAACUGGUCUGAUGGUCAGUUUGUAGAACAUCAGUGUACCAGAGUCUUUACUCUCUCUGGUUUAGUUCAGCAGAGCUCAGUUCUCUCUGUAGCGCCCCACUCUGAUUGGCUGCUGUGCUGAAUGUUUCUUUUAAUGUCUCUGUUCUGUGUUGUUUCCUCUUUUAGACCAGACAAACAUCACAGCUGAGUCUGGGCAGAACAUCUCGCUGCCAUGUGGAGCUCCAACUAAUAAUAAUCAGGUCUUGGCUGUUCAGUGGAGCAGAGCUGACCUGAAGCAAGAAUAUGUGCUUUUGUACAGAGAUGAGGUUUUUGUUCCAGACAACCAGCAUCCAGCUUUUAAGAACUGGAUGGAUCUGCAGGACAGACAGAUGAAGGAUGUGUCGCGUCUUCAGGAGAGGAACAAACCACAUGAUUAGAACCAUCAGCCUGAGUGUUGUUUCUCCAUGUGAGUCAGCAGAGGGUAGGUUUUGUGAUUUCUUUUGGGAAAACCAAGGUUAAGGUUAUUUACACGGCAUGAAAGGCUGCACAUGAAGUCUCAGUUCAAAAAUGUUUAUUUCUAGAGUCUUGUUUAUCGUCACCACCAGCUUUUGUGUCACAAUGUGCAACUUUGCAGGGACCCUUUAUAAAACCACAUGACAAACGUAAUGUGUUUGUGAGAUGAGGUUAUUGAGGUUGCCUCCAGCUCCCCGUGACUCUCCUGCAUUAAUCAAAUCCAGCAGUACUGAGAAUAGGUUUCUGUUCCCUGUCAACAUCUUUCAGUGUAGGUGAAGCCUCUGCAGUAUCUCAAAGCUGUGGACACAGAUGGAUUCUCUCAAGUUCCUCCUGAUUUCAUCCCUAAUUUCUGCAUCUACAUCUCUGCAGCAGGAUGUUCAGGUGAAGCUUGGAGCUGACGUCACUCUCCAGUGUCAGAUUACCACAGAUGAAAUAAUCUCAGUGCUGAAGUGGAGCAGAGCUGACCUGAACACAGACGGCUAUGUCUACUUCUACAGGAACAAACGCUCCUAUGAAAACUACCAACAUCCAUCUUUUCAUGGCCGAGUAAAGCUGAGGGACCCAGAGAUGAAGGAUGGAGACGUUUCUCUGAUCCUGAAGAACGUCACGUUUAAUGACACUGGGAUGUAUGAGUGUCACGUAGCAGUGAGGAAGUCUGGGAGAAGUAAAAGAGCUCACACUGAGAUCAGUCACUUCAUCAACCUCACAGUCACAGGUGAAACGCAUGAAAACAUUAAACUGGUGAAAACAGGAGAUGAAAACAUGGAGGAGGUGGUAGAAGUGGAGACUAGGACUGAUCAGAUGGUUGUUCCUGCUGUGUCUGCAUCUGCUGCGUCCGCUGUCAUUGUUACUACAGCUGGAUUUGUGGCAAUGUGGAGAUUUAAAAGAAAGAAACAGGAGCCCACGGAGGCAGAUAACCAGCAGCUGGUCUGAAACGUCGAGGAGUUUCUGGUACAGCACGCUAUAAUUGUGUGUGAUAGCAAUCCACAGAGAGGGAGGACAGGUGGGAUCAGUUCUGUGGGCGAUGUGCUCUCUUCUGAGGAGGAGCGGCGUCUGUGUUUCUAGUUCCCGCCUGACCUCUUCAGAAUCAGCUGAUUUUUUUUUUUUUUGCACCAUAACUUUAGUAUAUUUACCAAAACUGCACAAAGUUUCUUUGUAGUAUUAAUUCACCCUGUUUCUCCAGCAUUUUUCCCCUGAAGUGCAGAAGAUAUCCACGUGAAAUCUUCAGGGCACAAAAACAAAUUUAAAACUGCAACCAAAUCAAUUUUAUACCCACUCAAAGUGACAAAUUCUAACAAUAACAUCUUUAUUUUUUUGUUUGUUUUGGCGUUAUUGUUCCUGUAACUAGAUUCAUGUUGUCAGUAUCAAUAUCAUGGGCUGUGUCAUUGUUCACAGUUACUUGUAUUUCCCAGCAUAACCUGUGAGCAUCUGAGUUUUAUUUUCUGUAUUUUUAUAGUUAUAGUUGGGACUCUUUUUCUUUUUCUUUUUGUUUAAGUUUCUGUGGUUAUUUUACUGUUGCUGUUGUUUCAUGACAACUUCAAGGCACUGAGUUGCUGCUAAGUUUUGCAUCAUUUUGGGGGGUUUUCUGGUCGCUUUCACUCAGACUUCAUGUUCUCAGUUUGAAAGCUUCUUUGUCUUGAGCUUUUCGUACUUUUGAAAUCUAUUUGAGAGGUUGCUGUUUGUAUUUGCAUCAUGGUGUUUUCCCCCAGCAUUCAGUGUGUUUUGUUUCAUUAUGUCAUUUUUGUUAUUUUCACUUUCCUUUCAUCAUUCUCUCACAGCAUCUAUUUGCCUGUGUGUUUACCUUUGCCCACAGACUCUUGGUGUUCUGGGAAAUUUCCAACAAUGUGAAUACAUUUUUGCUUUUUGUUUACUUC
This is a messenger RNA of Oreochromis niloticus (Nile tilapia), 2743 nucleotides long. RefSeq names its product myelin-oligodendrocyte glycoprotein. Gene Ontology annotation, molecular function: signaling receptor binding. Gene Ontology annotation, biological process: T cell receptor signaling pathway; regulation of cytokine production. The coding region runs from base 1179 to 1802 and encodes 207 amino acids. The record is from RefSeq and is a predicted model, not a curated record. The transcript is spliced from 4 exons. Gene Ontology annotation, cellular component: external side of plasma membrane. Lineage: Eukaryota; Metazoa; Chordata; Actinopteri; Cichliformes; Cichlidae.